Molecule: messenger RNA, 1053 nt
Organism: Hyphopichia burtonii NRRL Y-1933
Lineage: Eukaryota; Fungi; Ascomycota; Pichiomycetes; Serinales; Debaryomycetaceae
Exons: 1
Coding region: 1-978 (325 amino acids)
Source: RefSeq, a predicted model, not a curated record
AUGACGUAUACUAUAGGUGAUCGAAAGAUAAGUAUCACUGAUGGUAUAGAUGAUGAAGAUAAAUCAUUAAUACUAGCCCAUCUGAAUUUAUUUAAAUUUUGUCUAAACCAAACUAGUUUUACCUUUUUAAUAAAUUUAAAAAAUAUCAUUCAUUUAUAUAGUGAUAUUAUAACAAUUUAUAGUACAUUAUUAAGAAAAGUUCCAAAUUAUGAUGAUAUUACCUUAAUGACUAAUCGAACAAAAUUAAAUUUAUUAAAAUUAGAAGAUGAUUUAAAUAAAUUUUUUGAUUUUAAUACUACAAAUUUUAUGAAUUCUUCAACUUCGUUAAAUGAUGAAAUUAUUAAAAACUUCAAUUGGCAAAGUAAAUCAUAUGAAUUCGAUGUUAAAAAGAUAUCCUUACUAAUAUUAUAUGGUUGUAAUGAAAUUUUUGAACAAAUCAUUAAAAACUUAAAUUGUAUUGAAAUUUUUUUUAAUAAUUUUAAUAAUUUGAAAAAAUUAUUAAUUCCAUUCUUGUUAAGACAAACAAAAUCAAUUCAAAAAUCUCUAGUUAAAUCAAUCUACCUUUUCAAGUUAACUACCAUCACCGAUGAAAUUUCUUCGAUUAAUGAACUAUCCCCUCCAAUUAUCAAACAAUUAAGAAAAAUUGAAAAAAUUACUAGUGGUAUUGAAAGAGAAUCAAUGUUAUUAUACACCGCUUACAUGACUUUUGAUCCUUCUUUACAACAAUAUACAAGUAUCUUAUUAGGUAAAGCCAUAUUAAAACAUGAUAUCGAAGAUUCAGAAUGCCAAAUCAUUAGAAGAAGAGAUGUCUGUUUUAGAGCUGCUGAACAUGUGGUUAGCAUCCCAUUAACUGAAGAUCAAUUAUCUAGUGGUAUAAGAGAACCUUGGAUUCCAGUAUUAAAUUUUGGGGCCGUUGUUGCAUUCAUUUUUUUUGCAAUCAUUCUUUAUCGAAUGUGUAAAUUGCUCUUCAUCUUCUAAUAUGCAUUUCUACCUUGACUUUCCCAUUCAGACGAAUUUCCUCUCCCAUAUUUAAUUCUCUCCCUAUAUACUUAU